UUGUUAUUUUUCAUCCAUGUUGUUGUGGGGCUAUUUGCAGAAAGAGAUGGACAACCAAACCAACCUGGAAAGAGUACAAAUACAUUAUACUAUGAUACUUUGAUGGAGAUGUGACAUUAUUUUAUAGGGUUUAUACCUCAAUUUUCUGAGCAUCAAUGGUGACAACAUUUCCCAGGAAUCCAGCCCCAUUUGCCCCUCACAUUCAGGACCAGAAACUGAAGGAGAAAAAAGGGCAGAAAAAGAGAGAGAUUGGCACUGAAAACCAGGGGAAAAAAGCAAUAUUAUGUUGCUGCCAUUGGUUUUUUCUUGAACAGUACACUUAAACUGAUGAUUUUGCCUCAGAAUUCCUACGUGUAAAAGUCCAUGCUUUUGGUGGUGUCUGACGUUUUUUACACAGGAUCACUUCAGCCACCAGCAGAUAUCACCAGCUUUUCCAGUGGGCUUUUUUGGGUGCUUGGUUUCAUUUCUUGAAGCGAAAGUAAGAAAGAAAGAUUAAUUGUUGCUUUAAGCUGAAUUAGUUCCCAUAAAGGGUUCUUGUUUUAGCAUGUAUUGAUUCCCCGACAAGUGUGUGUAUGUGGUGGUGAUUGAAGAAAAUUUAACACCCUGUUGUGGUAAGUUUGCUUUUUUCAUACACUUGUGUGUUUAAAAGUUCUGUAAUUUAGUUCAAGAAACCUUUCACAGUCUGCCCUUUUCUUCCCAAUGUUCAUAAAUGAGCAUUUCUGCAGUGCAUCAUGUUUUUCAAGUUCUGGGGUUUGACUGAUCUUUAAGGAAUUCUUGGUAUUUAUAUUUAAUUUAUGUUCCUUUUUUGAAUUCAAGAGGCUGAUGUUGUAACUGAGAGAUGGAUGAAAAGGGUGUAUUUGAGGAGGAUAUUGAUAGCUUGUACCCAAUGUUUUUUGGUGUUUCUUGUGCAUUUUUUGCUCUCAGGCUCUUGCCAGAGCCUGAAAUCUGUGAUGAGAAAUGGUCAGAAAUAAGAAAUAGAAUGCUAAAGGGAAGUGCUCAUCUGUUGGGAUUGCUUGUUUGGAGAGUUCAGAAGGAGGUUGCCAAUAGUGAAAGAUUUGAGCUUCUCCACAAGCUUAAAAUGGCACAAAAAGAGAUAGGGGAACUGAAGAGAAUAAGAAGUGAAGAUGCAAAGGCCAAUGAGAGAGUUGUGAGCAUGUUUGCAGCCAGAGAACAGAGCUGGUUUGAUGAGAGGAAGAAGCUCAGACAGCAAAUUGGUGCUCUGAUGAAUGACUUGAGAGUUCUUGAGAUGAAGAAAGAAAAAACUAUUGCUGAAUUGGGUGAAAAGUUGAAGGAAACUGAAGUUAUUUUGCAGUCGAAGGAUGAAUUGAUUGAGGAAGGGGAGAGGACGAGACAGGAAACUGAGGAGAAGCUGCAGAAAGCAGAAACUCUGGCUGAGGAGUUGACCGAAACUGUGAAGAGUGAAGCCCAAAGGCAUUCUAGUGAGAUUUCCAAGCAUAAGACGGCGUUCAUUGAGCUCGUUUCUAACCAGCGCCAGCUUGAAGCGGAGAUGGGCCGGGCUGUUAGGCAACUUGAGGCAACAAAGGAAGAGCUCGAUUUGGUGUUGGAGCAGAAGGAGGAGUUGGUUUUGGUGAACCAAAGGCUCUCUAUAGAGCUUGUUAAAAUACAUAAGGAUUUGGAACAGAAAGACCAGAUCUUGUCAGCUAUGCUGAGGAAAUCUAAGUUAGAUACGUCCGAGAAAGAAAUGCUUCUAAAGGAGGUGAAAUUGUCCAAGGCAAAGAGAAAGCAAGCUGAGCUAGAAACAGCUAGGUGGAAGGCGGUUUCUGAGUCUAAACAUGAAAAACAUUCAUCAAGAAGUAUGUUGUCUAAGCAUGUAAGGGCAAAGCAGGAUGCAUUCUUGGGUGGUAAAAUGCUGCAUGCCAAUGGCUACCCUCUUGAGAACGAACAACUGGAGAUUAGGAAAGGGCUUGAAGUUUUUUCCCAAGAAAUCGAGCAAAGGCAUCAUCUGGAGAUUGAUGCUUUUGCGGAGCAACUGAGAGUCAAAGACGAAAAGUUGGAAGCUUUUCGUUGGCGUUUGAUGAGCAUGGAACUUGAAUCUAAGAGGUUUCAAUCGCAUAUUGAAGGGCUUAAUCAUGAAAUUGCACAGCUCAGGCAGAAAAACAUGAAAUUGGAGGGCAUGCUUUUAGACCGUGAAGCAGAAUUACAUUCAUUAAAAGAGCAGUUGGUAUUGGAUUCAAGUUCUCCAAAUCAGCAGAAACAGAACUUCAACCCUUCCCGACAAGAUGCAUCUGUAGGCCCUGAUGCAGUUUGGUCGAAAGUCAAGGUCAUUAAAAGAAAAUCAGGGCGUAAAAAGCUCGAAAAGAAGGUAAUAGCUGAGGAAGUUUCUCAAGAAGUAGAGAAUGACAAUGUAGACGGAAGGUCAGCUAACGAGCAGCUCCAUGAUAUUGUUUUGACACUUGAAUCUCCAAAUAAGGAGAUAAAAGAAGGGAAAGUUUGUGCCUCAGAUACGGGACCUCUUGAGCAGGAAAGUAUCGACUUAGAAGGUGUUGUAAAUGCUGAAACAGCAACCUCAGGCAAGAGAAGUAAUUCUACUUGGACGAUGGAUGUUCAUGCCCUUGGCAUCUCUUACAAGAUCAAGAGACUUAAGCAGCAACUGCUCUUGCUCGAGAGGCUAACAGGAAAGAAAGAAAACUGUGAGGACAAUGACCAAAACAAUCCAUAUUGCGGAUGGAAGGGAUUCAAUGCAGCUAUGUCAAUCCUGAACAAACAAGUUGACCGAUACCAAAAUCUCCAGGGGAAAAUCGAUGAUCUUUGCAAGAGAAUGCACGGGAACAACCUGAAUUCGAACUGUGGAGGUUCAACCAUUGCCAGGCCAGAGGAUGGAACCAAAAGGCUGGAGCAAUUUCUUGAAGAAACCUUCCAACUUCAGAGAUACAUAGUUGCAACAGGGCAAAAACUAAUAGAAGUUCAAGCUAAGAUCGUCUCUGGCUUUCUUGAGAAUGCGGAAGAUAUUGAAAAGCCUGAAAGCUUCGACAUGAAGCGAUAUGCUGAUAUUAUCAAAACCCUUUUCCGAGAAGUUCAGAGGGGCCUUGAAGUUCGGAUAUCCCGACUCAUUGGAGAUCUUGAAGGAACCUUAGCGUUUGAUGGUUUCCAUACAUCUCAAAAGUAAUGAGACCAAGAGAAAUGACUUUGAGGUCUAUCUUAAUUUCGAAACCAAUGUAGAGAAUCUGUAGCUAAUCUGUAUAGUAUCUCUACUCAGUUCAAACUUUUUCGAGAUUAUUCAGCUUAUUUGAGCUACAUGUUGAAAACCAUUCUUCCUAUUAUCAAGAUUACAAUGAACAAGCAUGUUCAAAAACCUGCCGAAGCUGAGGGAAAACGAACUCGGCGAGCUUAUGAAUAAGCUGUCAAGGUGCUUUUUUCUCAAUUAAUAGCCAUUCAAUCUGUUGUAAGCC
Molecule: messenger RNA, 3410 nt
Organism: Sesamum indicum (sesame)
Lineage: Eukaryota; Viridiplantae; Streptophyta; Magnoliopsida; Lamiales; Pedaliaceae
Source: RefSeq, a predicted model, not a curated record